GGGGGGGGGGAAGAGACGGGAGGGCUGAACGUGGAGCCGCCCCCCCCCCUCCGGCGGUGUAAGAGGAUCCGGCCUGGACUCAGGGUGCGAGACAACAAGACCAAUAACCCCCAAAGCGAGGAAGAGGAAGAGGGAGGAGGGAGAAGCCAAGGAGUCAGGGGGGCGGGGUUUUGCGAGAAGCUAUUGGCUUCAGGCUGCGUCAGUCAUUUCACUUCCUCCCUGGCGGUGGCGAGAUCACAUAUGAGAGGGCAUGAGAGGGGGAGAGGGAGGCACCCUCAGACGGCUCUCGCACUCGGAGUGUUUUUUCACGAAAAAGACUGAGCUGGGGCUGAAACUGAAACAGGGCAACGCUCGUAAAAGUGCAGUCUCUUGCUCUCCUUCAUUCUCACAGUUUCCUGUUUAAGGAGGCCAUUUUGUAACUCAGCCUGGAGAAGAGGCACAACAAAGUUUGGCAUUUGUUUUUGUUUUGUCUCCUUCUCCCACGGCUGGUGAGUUUCUCAAUCAAGUGUGGACUUUCUCCCCUUCACGCCAACUUCUCUAGGCGAAGGAGGACACGCACACACACACACGCGCACACACACACACACACACACACUGCUCGUGCCUGUCUCACCGGGACAAUAACAGGAGUGUGAAGAGGGGACAGCGCGAAAGAAGUGGCAGCAAGGAAGAAAAGAAAGAGAACACACAACUUCCUGGAUAAGGAUUUCUUCCCUGAUUGGGUGUGUGGACACAGAGGAACCAGGACUCUCUGCUCAGCGUGUGUGUCCAUGUGUCAGUGUGUGAGCCCCUCUCUCCUCCACUGAGACCGUUUGAAUGAAUGUGGCUUUUCUGAGAACUUGUGUGCGUGCAUGUUGAGAGCCAGACUCUGAAUGGCUAACGCGAGCCCUUGUAUGUCCUCGGGGGCCAUGGCCCAGGUCUUUUUCCCCCCUGGGUGCUCCUCCCCACCAGGCUCAGCUGUGAUGCAGCACGGGACCCCCAUAUCCGUGCCCCCUGUGCCUGCUCAGGGUAGUUUCCCUCUGAUGGACCUGACACCGGGCCAGGGUCCUAGUGGGGCUGUGAUACCCGCGCAGCCUCCCCCUCCAGGGGUGUCCUUCAUCAUCCAGAUCGGCUUGACUAGAGAGUCUGUCCUGAUGCCCCAGAGUGCUGACCUGGCCUAUGUGAAACAAAUCGCCUGCUCCAUUGUUGACACCAAGUUCCCAGAGUGCGGUUUCUAUGGCAUUUACGACAAGAUUUUGCUGUUCAAGCACGACACCACCACCAACAACAUCCUGCAAUUGGUUAACGGUGCCAGUGACAUUGAGGAGGGAGACCUUGUGGAGGUGGUGCUCUCUGCGGCGGCCACGUUUGAAGAUUUCCAGAUUCGGCCCCAUGCACUCAACGUGCACUCAUACCGGGCCCCAGCCUUCUGUGAUCACUGUGGAGAGAUGCUCUUUGGGCUGGUCAGACAAGGACUCAAGUGUGACGGAUGUGGACUUAACUACCACAAGCGCUGUGCAUUCAGCAUCCCAAACAACUGCAGUGGAGCUCGCAAACGUCGUCUGUCCACAACCUCCCUGAGCAGCAGCCAGUCCCUGCGUCUCUCUACCACUGACUCGGUGUACAGUUUAGGGACGGCCUCCAACUGCUCAGAGGACGCCAGCCUUAUUCGCUCACACACACAAAUGCCACGGACCCCUAGUGACCCCCGGCGCUUCUACACAGGCCGACCAGUUCAUUUAGACAAGAUCCUGAUGAGCAAGGUUAAGGUGCCGCACACGUUCGCUGUCCACUCGUACACGCGGCCAACGGUGUGUCAGUACUGCAAGAGGCUUCUCCGAGGUCUGUUCCGGCAAGGCCUCCAGUGCAAAGACUGCAAGUUUAACUGCCAUAAACGCUGUGUGUACAAGAUUCCUAAUGACUGCCUCGGGGAGACCAUUGGAGAAAACAGAAGUAACUGCGACAUGUUGAGUCCCUGUGCUGACCCGGAGGUGCCAAUGGACUACAGCAGUGAGUACGACGCCUCAGACAAGUCUUCAAUAGAUGACUCGGACGAGUCCUGCAGCAUCCCUGGGUCCUUCUCUCCUGACAACAACCAGGACGGAGCCAGCGGAGACCAGAGUGUUUACAUCCCGUUAAUGAGGGUGGUGCAGUCGGUGAGACAGACAACCCGUCGAUCCAGUACGGCUAUCAAGGAAGGAUGGGUGGUUCACUACAGCAAUAAGGACACACUGAGAAAGAGGCACUAUUGGCGUCUGGACUGUAAGUGCAUCAUCCUAUUUCAGAACAACACCACCAACAAAUACUACAAGGAGAUCCCUCUGUCCGAGAUCCUGGAGGUGCGUCCUGCUGGCAACUUCACUCUGAUCCCCACAGGAACAAAUCCUCACUGCUUUGAGCUCAUCACAGGCACUAUGUGCUACUUUGUAGGGGAGGACCCCAACGCCCUUCCCACUCUGUCCCCCAGCAACCCCCAGCCUCUCCUUCAGACCCCUCCCUCCCCCAACCAAGUAGCACCUAACAGCGGCAUUGGGCGCGAGGUGGCCAAGGCGUGGGAGAGCGCCAUUCGCCAGGCUCUCAUGCCAGUCAUCUUUCAGGAUGCACCACCAGCUGCGGGGAACACAACUCACAGACAAGCUUCUAUCAGCAUAUCUGUGUCCAACAGUCAAAUCCAAGAAAAUGUGGAUAUUGGUACAGUGUACCAGAUAUUUGCUGAUGAAGUCCUUGGAUCUGGGCAAUUUGGAGUAGUGUAUGGAGGAAAGCAAAGGAAGUCGGGCAGGGAUGUAGCCGUCAAAGUCAUUGACAAGCUUCGCUUUCCCACCAAGCAGGAAAGCCAGCUGAGGAACGAGGUGGCCAUACUGCAGAGUUUACGUCACUUGGGCAUUGUGAACCUGGAGUGCAUGUUUGAGACUCCAGAGAAAGUGUUUGUGGUGAUGGAGAAGCUGCAUGGUGACAUGCUGGAGAUGAUCCUCUCCAGUGAGAAAGGGAGAUUGCCUGAGCGGCUCACUAAGUUCCUUAUCACACAGAUUCUUGCAGCUCUGAGACAUCUACACUUUAAGAACAUCGUUCACUGUGAUCUGAAACCAGAGAAUGUGCUGCUGGCCUCUGCUGAUCCCUUCCCCCAGGUGAAGUUGUGUGACUUUGGUUUCGCUCGCAUCAUUGGCGAAAAGUCUUUCCGACGCUCUGUGGUCGGCACUCCGGCAUACCUGGCUCCGGAGGUUCUGCUGAACCAGGGCUACAACCGCUCACUGGACAUGUGGUCGGUCGGCGUCAUUAUGUAUGUCAGCCUGAGUGGGACAUUCCCCUUUAAUGAGGACGAAGAGAUCAAUGACCAGAUCCACAAUGCAGCCUUCAUGUACCCUCCGAACCCCUGGAAACAGAUCUCCAAUGAUGCAACCGACUUGAUCAACAACCUGCUGCAAGUUAAGAUGAGGAAACGCUACAGCGUGGACAAGAGUCUCAGCCACGUAUACCUCCAGGACUAUCAGGCGUGGUUGGAUCUGCGGGAACUGGAGACUAAACUCGGCGGCCGUUAUAUCACCCACGAGAGCGAUGACAGCCGCUGGCAAAUGUUUGCCCGUGAACACACGCUGCCUUACCCUGCUUACCUUGUGCCUCCGUCUCCUGCCCCCGCCUCUGACGACGAGGAGGGCGGGGAGGAUGCAGAUGUGCAAGGCCUCACUGAAAGAGUCAGCAUCCUUUGACGAGAGAGAGACAGAGGACUCCCAUUCAUUUAGGAGGGAGAAGGAGGCCGACCUAGAGCCUAAGAGAGACAAGUUGUAUGGUAAUAAGAAUAGUGGCCAGCUGUUAAGACUUUCACAGCACACCAUCGGUUUGGAAGCACUCAAUUUUACAACAAGAAAUCCAAUGUAUCUCCUUAGGCAAGUUUAAAAAAAAAAAUUUUUUGCCUCUGGUCGUCUUUCAUCUUUUGAAUUGUUGGACAAUUUUCAUGACGAAGACUGCUAGACUCUUUUUCACAUCCUCUGUGCUGCUGACUCUUUACACAGUAUGACAUUAGAGUAAACUUUAAAUCUGAAUUUCUCACACAAAUAAAAAGCAGCAAGUUCUUUUGCUUAAAACUAAAUGAAGCAGGAAAUGCCACUUCUUCACAGGCGAUAAAGUAGUCGUGUCGGUUUGCAUUGAGGUUUUUUUUCAAAACAAAUAAUGGUGAAUAUUGAAAAUGAAAUUGCUUCCCAUUAAAAGAGAAGUACCAUUUGGUUUUGGCGUCAUUUAAUUGGACUGACAGGAAUUUCAGUCUCUUUUAUGUCGUCUAUAAAGACCGGUUCAAUCUCUUUCCGGUGACAAAAGGCUUCCUCUGUGCUGGUAAUUACUGAUGUGCAGAAAUGUCAAACUCAUCGACAUUCACAAAUCCAUCCCCAUAAUUGAAUGGCCUUGAGUGAAAACUGGAGGUAUUGAUCUGGUGACAGCAAAUUCUCCGGUAAUUACCACAAGCUUUGAGCCACAAUAGGCUCUUAGAAAAAGCAUGUGAUUGAACUUAUUAUAGCAGUCCAUUGCCUAAGUUGCCCACUCUCAUCAGACUGUUGUGUAUUUAAUUGUUAAAUAAUAUGUCCUCACAGUUGCGUGUACAUAAGUGUACAAAUACUGCCUAUGAAGGAAGAACUUUUACAUCUAGCAGGUAAAUGGAUGCUUUUUUAAAAAAAAACACACAGCUACUUGUGUACUGUUAAGAGCCAACAUCUUCCUAUGAUAUAAGUGCAUAGACAGACAGUAUGUAGUUUGAUUGACUACCUGUCAUGUCAAUAUGUUGCAUGUCUCUGUUAUGUAGUAGAAUUAUCUAGAUACAAAAGAAAACAUGUAGUUAGGAUGGUCUAUUAUACCCAUGUGUAACCUGAAGUGUAUGUAGUUGUCAAAUGUGCGUAGACUGUAGCCCAUGUUUGAAAGACCAUCCUAGCCUUGGUAACAGGUCAACCCUUGAACAAUAUUAUUUUUUUUGUCUUGGAUGUUACAUGUAUUCAUCCGUACAUAACUGUCUUCUAGAAAUGGUCAUUUACAGCUUUCUCAAGAGAAAGCACAAAACUGAGCAGUGAUGGAUAUGUGAUUAUGAUUCACUAUUAUCAUUACUGUCAGUAAGGUUUAGGACCUCUUCAUUAUUCAGAAAUAAAAUGCAAUGCUAGUGUGA
Molecule: messenger RNA, 5119 nt
Organism: Cyclopterus lumpus (lumpfish)
Lineage: Eukaryota; Metazoa; Chordata; Actinopteri; Perciformes; Cyclopteridae
Gene: prkd2
Product: protein kinase D2
Exons: 19
Coding region: 873-3683 (936 amino acids)
Biological process (GO): protein phosphorylation
Molecular function (GO): protein serine/threonine kinase activity; ATP binding
Source: RefSeq, a predicted model, not a curated record